AUGCCGAGCCCUUCAAUCGCAAGCUCCCCUUCAAGUCCCUGCUACUUCUCCAAAACCUGCGGUGGCUCUCACCCUUACACCGAGCUCAUCCCACCUUGCAGCAACCGAUCAUCGUCUUCUUCGUGUAGGGUUGGAUCCCCCUCUAAGCCUUCGAGGGUCGUACAGUUUGCUCUUGCCCAGGAGAACAAGUACAACAAGGACUAUCAUCAUAAUCAUCAACAUAGCCCUCAUCAUAGUCCUUAUUACAAAGGACUCAUUGACUAUUCCCUUGACAUAUCUCGCAGUUCGAGUCCUCAGAAUACCGAAACCCAUCAUGCAACAACAAGUCCAAGUCCAAUUCCAAGUCCAAGUAUCAGUUGGAUCUCUCUUUCUUCGUCUUUCAUUGUUAAAGUCAUGCAAGAGAUGAGUAUUGCUUCUUGCUUUCACUUUACGACCAAAAGAGAGCAUCACCACCAUCAUCAACACCAACACAACAAGACCAAGAAGCCGCCCAUGCCUGUAACUCCAUCCUCUCCAUCGUUCAUGUCAACCAAGAGUACUUCGUCUACGACGACAACAAGUAGUACAACAACAACAACAACAACAACGUCUAGGACUACUUCAGAGAAAGAGUUGAAAAUGGAAAUGAAAAAGGGCAGCAAAAAGAGUAUUAAUGAAGAUACAAAAUUGGUUACUGGCAAAGAGAAGCCAUUGAGGGAGAGUUUAUCGGACACAACAGCUGCCACGGAAGCUGCUGUGAUUCCAACAUCAUCAUUAUCAUCAUCAUCAUUCACACUAGAAGAGGAACACAAAGACAAAGCAAACCAGGAGGAGGAGAUGAUGAAUGAUAACAAUAAUAGUAGUAAUAAUAAUGCCUCUGUGGAAAAUCAGUACUUCUUUACAUGGGCAAAGAAGUAUCAGCCCAAGGUUUUGGAAGAUUUCAUUUGCAAUCGAGACAAAGCGUCUCAGCUGCUGGCUCUGACUAGAGAAGGAGAAUGUGGUCAUUUUAUAUUCGAAGGGCCAGCAGGCGUGGGGAAGAGAACCAUGAUCUGGGCGAUGCUUCGAGAGGCCUUUGGACCUGAGACCAUACAGGCCUGCAGGGAGGAAUGCAAGGCAUUUAGCUUGAAGGGUGAAGUGGUAGGAAAAAUAGAAGUACAUGUAAAAGAAUCACCCCAGCAUGUGGAAGUGAAUCUUUCAGAGUUGAAAGGGUAUGAAAAGCAUGUCAUUCUGGAACUCAUAAAGGAUAAUUCUAACUGGAUAGCCGACAAAGCCUUGCCCAGUAGCCUUGACAAUUGCCGAGCAAUAAUAUUAUAUGAGGCAGACAAACUGUCAACAGAUGCUUUACUGUAUAUAAAGUGGCUGCUGGAGAGGUAUAAAGGCUGUAAUAAGGUCUUCUUCUGCUGCACCGAUGUCUCUAAACUUCAGCCUAUCAAAUCCCUUUGCACUGUCGUCAACCUUCUGCCUCCUUCAAGGAACGAGGUUGUUGAAGUUUUGGAAUUCAUAGCGAAGCAAGAAGGCAUAGAAUUGCAGAAUAACUUGGCAGAAAAGAUUGCUGACAAAUCUAAAAACAAUCUUCGCCAAGCCAUUCGAUCGUUUGAGGCCACCUGGCUGAAAAGUUAUCCAUUUGCAGAAGAUCAAGUCGUUUUGACCGGUUGGGAAGAUGACAUUGCAAAUAUCGCUAAGAAUAUGGUCAAAGAGCAAAGCCCAAAACAGCUAUACACUAUCCGAGGAAAGCUUCAAAAUUUUUCAGAGCAUGAUGUGUCUCCUGAUUUUAUUUUCAAGUCCUUGGUAGAAGAACUGAAGAAACAUUUGGAUGACGAGUUGAAAGCACGAGUUGAUCUUCUGUAUUCCGAAUACAUUAUAAAGGAGGCAAAUGUGUUCGAGAGUGACAAUGCUGGCCCUUCACAAAAUCGACAUUAUCAUCUAAAUGACACAACAAAGAAAUUCUUGAGGAUUGAAGAGUUUAUAGCAAAAUUCAUGAGCUACUAUAAGGGCGUGGUAAAAAUUAUGGAACGCGAUAAUGCAACAUAA
Messenger RNA from Ziziphus jujuba (common jujube), 2010 nucleotides. RefSeq names its product replication factor C subunit 3. Lineage: Eukaryota; Viridiplantae; Streptophyta; Magnoliopsida; Rosales; Rhamnaceae. Gene Ontology annotation, cellular component: nucleus; DNA replication factor C complex. The record is from RefSeq and is a predicted model, not a curated record. The transcript has 11 exons. Gene Ontology annotation, biological process: DNA repair; DNA-templated DNA replication. Bases 1 to 2010 code for a protein of 669 amino acids. Gene Ontology annotation, molecular function: DNA clamp loader activity; DNA binding.